GCACGGAAUCGUUAAAAAGUAAACGUCUAUAGUUCGUUUUUCUCAUUAUGCAUUUCCCCAGAAUUUUCUUACAUAUAUUUUUAAUAAUAUCCUGCUCGAUUGCUUUAGGUCUCUCACUAAAAUGUUUUACGUGCACCAGUCCCCAAGAAUGUAAGAAGCCACAAUUGCUUGAAUGCUCGAAACUGUUGGCCAACAAUACCCGAACUUACUUGGAUGCAUAUCAUCAAGGUGUAAAUUUGAAUGCCACAAGUCUCUAUUACGAAUGUUUCUAUGAAGAAUUAAGAGUCGGUGAGUUCAAUUUUAGUAAAAUAAUUUUCACUUUACUACACAAAAAUUUCCAUAACUCAACAACGCCCUAUAUUUUCAUAGUUAAAUCUUUCUUCGCUUAAAAGUCACAUCAGGAAAGUAUUUUAUGUUUCAGAUUUUGGUAUUGACUAUGCAUUGCGUAUAAGAUAACAGUGAAAUGCAGUUAUACGCGAUAAAGUAUUACUAAGCAACUUAUAAUUGUCUGAGAGCGAAUCGGGAUUGCGUCCGCAAUAUUUGAUAUACUGGAUAUAUAAUUUGUUCCGAUAGCGAAUUGCGUCUCUAAUAUGGCUUCGAUUGUUAAUUUAGUUCGUGAAUUAUAGUGCUAGAGUGGCCGAGUCUGUCCGGACCUCUGUGUCUGCUUUCCAAUCAUUGUACGCGAAUUCUGUCAGCGUUAACUCUUUCAACUCCUUUGGUCACUAUGUGUCGGCAUUGUGUUUCGUACGUCAAAGUCUUUGCCGACGAACACUUGACAUUAGUUAGUGGUAUGAAAAAAAAAAAAGAAGCUUCAUAUGAAACUUGUUCAUAUUAAAUAUAAUUCGAUUUCAUAAGUAAUUAAUAAAAUAAGGAAACUUUUCUUGUUAACGGUAUAAUAAUUGCAAAAAUCAAAAUCAAGUCUUUGAAUGAGUGUUGCCUCUUGAAUGCCUGCUUAUCAUACUUUGAUUACACUACUUUACAUAUAUAUUUACACUACUAUCUAUCAUUUUACAUAAAAGAUUAUUUCUAUUGGUUGUAGAUUAACUGAUAUAUACUAUCACUACUAUCAGAAAAUUAAUUCCGUGCCAUAAACCUGUCACGAUGAAUAUAAAAAUGGCAUAGGCUAGAUAUUUUCUUGUGACAUUUCUGAUGAUCUAAAAAAAUAUAAUUCCAGCUAAAGAAAAAGAGUGCGUUACAACUAAUGAAUUGUUAUGAUAUUAUGCUCCGCAGAAGAGCUUUCGGGUUUUCACACUUGGAAUUGCCAGACCCCAAGUAUUAAAUACUUGUAAUUAUAUUAUAAAUAAAGUUUAUUGUAAUAAUUUGAAAAUUACAAAUGUAAAUGAUAAUAUCGGACAUGGAGUAACAACAUGAAGUGUCACAAGGACACAUUGCUGCCUGCGAAAUAUUGCAUAAUAAGUAAAGAAAAAUAUUUAUGGCUAUCAGUAAUUUUCAAUUUUUCAUGUUCUCUAUCCAAUGCAUAUGAAUACAUGUUACUGCCUUUUUAAUAGAUUUUUCGAAACAUAUCGCUUUAUGCUACAAAUGUAGUAGGAAAACAAAUAU
Molecule: messenger RNA, 1560 nt
Organism: Glossina fuscipes
Lineage: Eukaryota; Metazoa; Arthropoda; Insecta; Diptera; Glossinidae
Exons: 2
Coding region: 48-389 (113 amino acids)
Source: RefSeq, a predicted model, not a curated record